AGUUCACACACACAUCAUUCAACAGUGUCGGUUACACUUCUGUUACAGAAACUUGUCUGAGUUUACUAGGUUUGGUUUAGAUUCGUCACAGUCUAUAUACCAUAGUUAUCUUUUUACUCGAUUCACCCUUUCUUAACCUGUAUCAUCAAUAUCUCUAGGGUAUUGUUCCCACCUUCUUCAUCUUGUUUCUUCUUCUGUGUAUUAAGUUCACUUCAUAGUUUCACUUAGAUUCCUAGUCAGAUAUUGUUGUCUAAUCUUCAACAUGCUUUCCACCAACACUCUUGUGCAAAAUUUUGGGGGUCCCAUUUCUGUGUUUUCGGAUCAGAACCUAGUUACGAAGGGGAUUGAGUUAGAUGAUUCAUCUUCUCCUUCUUCUGGUACAAGCUCAAGUGGAGAGCUGACAAAGUACUCCAACCACAUCCUUAGAUACAUAAGCGACAUCCUCAUGGACGAGGAAGACGACCUGUUAAACAAACCCUGCAUGUUGCAGGAAUGUUUGAGACUCCAGGCUGCUGAAAAAUCCUUCCUUGAUGUCCUUGUUCAUCACAGCCCUUCUUCUUUCAGUGGUGAAAGCAUUGGCAUCGCAGACUCUGAUGAAAAUUUUGGUCGCACUGUUAGUUUUGAGAGCAAUGGCAGCUGCACCACUGAUAAUUCAUGUGAGUCUGACUUGGUCAAUGGUGGAGGUGAAUUUGACUCUUCUUUCUUACCACAGCAAACCCAUCAUGUAGUUUAUUCCCCAGAUGCAUUUAGGGUUCGUGAUGGAACCUGGAAUCUCUUUCAGUCUCAUACGAAGCCGCUGAUGGUGGAAGAGGGUCGUUCAACUUCAGCAUCCAGAGAAAAGAGGAGCCAUGAGAUGAAUGAUGAAGAUGGAAGAAGAGGAGGCAAGGUUUCAGCUGUGUUUUCUGACGAGUCAGAGUCACCAGAGAUCUUAGACGAGGUGCUGCUUUGUCAAAUUGGAAGAAGUGAAUGUUCUUCUGAACCAUCACAGGGUGUUGAUUCAGGAGGGUCCAGUGGAAAGGGAGCACGCUCACGUUCAAAGAAAGGGUCCACCAAAGCAGGUACAGCUGUAGAUUUAUGGACCCUUUUAACUCAAUGUGCACAAGCAGUGGCAAGCUUUGACCAAAGGAAUGCAAAUGACUUACUCGGCCAGAUUAAGCAACACUCUUCACCUUUUGGGGAUGGACUCCAGCGUUUGGCUCAUUACUUCGCCAAGGGCCUUGAGAUAAGGUUGUCUGCUGGGACCCCAUCAUACGUGCCACUAGAAGUGGCAACUGCUGCUGAUAUGUUGAAAGCUUACAAACUAUUUGUCACAUCCUCUCCUUUGCAAAGGAUGUCGAAUUAUUUGACAACCAAGACAGUUCUUAGUCUUGUGAAAAAUGAGAGCAGUGUUCACAUUAUUGACUUUGGCAUUUGCUAUGGUUUUCAGUGGCCAUGCCUUAUCAAAACGCUUUCAGAAAGAGAUGGUGGUCCUCCAAGGUUGCGUAUAACAGGAAUUGAUCUUCCUCGGCCAGGAUUUCGGCCUGCGGAAAGGGUUGAGGAGACAGGGCGGCGUUUGGCAAACUACUGCAGGAAGUUCAAUGUCCCUUUUGAGUACAAUUGCCUUGCACAGAAAUGGGAGAGUAUAAAACUUGCAGAUCUCAAGAUUAACAGGAAUGAAGUAACUGUUGUUAGCUGUUUCUACCGGCUGAAGAACCUUCCUGAUGAAACUGUGGCAGUGGACUGUCCAAGAGAUGCUGUGUUAAAGUUGAUAAGGAAGAUCAAUCCAAACAUCUUCAUCCAUGGGGUGGUCAAUGGCACUUAUAGUGCACCUUUUUUCUUGACACGGUUCCGGGAAGCGUUGUACCACUUCUCAUCACUGUUUGAUAUGUUUGAGGUUAAUGUGCCACGUGAAGAUUCGCAAAGGUUGAUGUUUGAGAAAGGGUUGCUCGGAAGGGAUGCCAUCAAUGUUAUAGCGUGUGAGGGGGCAGAGAGAGUUGAGAGACCUGAGACUUACAAGCAGUGGCAGAUUAGGAACCUGAGAGCUGGGUUCAAACAAGUUAGUUUUGAUCCUCAGCUGGUGAAUUAUGCGAAACAAAUGGUGAAGAAGGAAUAUCACAAAGAUUUUGUGGUGGCUGAGGAUGGCAAGUGGGCUUUGCAGGGAUGGAAAGGGCGAAUUCUGAAUGCCAUUUCUGCAUGGGUUCCUGCUUGAGAAAUGUUCAGAAAAUGUUUUGUAACUAGUAAAUCUACUCCUAUGUCGGUUAAAGAAAAUGGAAUAAACUACUCUUUGCAACUUCUUUCUCCA
Molecule: messenger RNA, 2281 nt
Organism: Vigna unguiculata (cowpea)
Lineage: Eukaryota; Viridiplantae; Streptophyta; Magnoliopsida; Fabales; Fabaceae
Product: scarecrow-like protein 30 pseudogene
Source: RefSeq, a predicted model, not a curated record